UAAACUUUUCUAUUACUCCAGAAACAGAAUUCCCUUCAUCAACAACCAGUGAUGCCACAUCAGAAGAAUUAACAACAGACUUGAAUUCAAGCACAGAAUCCACCACCGUGCCUGGUAUAGCCAUACAAUCAUCAACAGAGAUACCCACAACCUCAUUAACUGAUUAUUCUACUGAAACUGAACCCACCUCAGAUAUAUCCAUACAGUCCUCAACAGAAAAACCCACAACCUCAUUAACCGAUAAUUCUACUGAAACUGAAUCCACCUCGGAUACCGGUAUAUCCAUACUGUCCACAACAGAGAUACCCACAACCUCGUUAACUGAUCAUUCUACUGAAAGUGAACCCACCUCAGAUAUAUCCAAACCAUCCACAACAGGGAUACCCACAAUCUCAUUAACUGUUCAUUCUACUGAAACUGAACCCACCUCAGAUAUAUCCAUAGAGUCUUCAACAGAGAUACCCACAACCUCAUUAACGUAUCAUUCUACUGAAACUGUUCACAUCUCAGAUAUAGCCAUACCGUCCUCAACAGAGAUACCCCCAAUCUCAUUAACUGAUCAUUCUACUGAAACUGUACCCACCUCAGAUAUAUCUUUACAGUCCUCAACAGAGAUACCCACAUCUCCAUUAACUGAUCAGUCUACUGAAACUGUACCCACCUCUAUUAUAUCCAUACAGUCUACGAUAGAGAUACCAACAACCUCAUUCACUGAAAAUGUUACUGAAACUGAACCCACCUCAGAUAUAUCCAUACAGUCCUCAACAGGGAUACUCACAACCUCAUUAACAGAUCAUUCUACUGAAACUGUACUCACCUCAGAUAUAUCCAUACAGUCGUCAACAGAUAUACACACAACCUCAUUCACUGAUCAGUCAACUGAAAUUGUAACCACCUCUUUUAUAUCCAUACAGUCCUCAACAGGGAUACCCACAACCUCAUUAACUGAUCAUUCUACUGAAACGGUACCCACCUCAGAUAUAUCUAUAGAGUCUUCAACAGAGAUACCCACAACUUUAUUAACUCAUCAUUCUACUGAAACUGUUCCCAUCUCAGAUAUAUCCAUACUGUCCUCAACAGAGAUACCCACAACUUCAUUAGCUGAUCAUUCUACCAAAACUGUACCCACCUCAGAUAUAUCCCUACAGUCCUCAUCAAUGAUACACACAACCUCAUUCACUGAUCAUUCUACUGAAACUAUUUCCACCCCUGUUACAUCUAUACAGUCCACACCAGAAAUAUCAACAACUUUAUUUACUGAGCACUCUACUGAAACUUUAGCCACCUCUGCUCUAUCCAUACAGUCUACAACAGAGACACCAACAACUUCAUUAACUGAACAUUUUACUAAAACUGAACCCACCUCAGAUAUAUCCAUACAGUCCUCAACAGAGAUACCCACAACCUCAUUAACAGAUCAUUCUACUAAAACUGAACCCACCUCAGAUAUAUCCAUACAGUCCUCAAUGGGGAUACCCACAACCUCAUUAACAGAUCAUUCUACUGAAACUGUACUUACCUCAGAUAUAUCAAUUUCCUCCUCAACAGAGAUACCCAUAACUUCAAUAACUGAUCAUUCUACUGAAACUGUACUUACAUCAGAUAUAUCAAUUCCCUCCUCAACAGAGAUACCCAUAACUUCAAUAACUGAUCAUUCUACUGAAACUGUACUUACAUCAGAUAUAUCAAUUCCCUCCUCAACAGAGAUACACACAACCUCAUUCACUGAUCGUUCUACUGAAACUAUUUCCACCCCUGUUACAUCUAUACAGUCCACACCAGAAAUAUCAACAACUUUAUUUACUGAGCACUCUACUGAAACUUUAGCCACCUCUGCUCUAUCCAUACCGUCUACAACAGAGACACCAACAACUUCAUUAACUCAACAUUUUACUAAAACUGAAUCCACCUCAGAUAUAUCCAUACAGUCCUCAACAGAGAUACCCACAACCUCAUUAACAGAUCAUUCUACUAAAACUGAGCCCACCUCAGAUAUAUCCAUACAGUCCUCAACGGGGAUACCCACAACCUCAUUAACAGAUCAUUCUACUGAAACUGUACUUACCUCAGAUAUAUCAAUUCCCUCCUCAACAGAGAUACCCACAACUUCAAUAACUGAUCAUUCUACCAAAACUGUACCCACCUCAGAUAUAUCCAUACAGUCCUCAACAGAGAUACCCACAACCUCAUUAACAUAUCAUUCUACUAAAACUGAACCCACCUCAGAUAUAUCCAUACAGUCCUCAACGGGGAUACCCACAACCUCAUUAACAGAUCAUUCUACUGAAACUGUACUUACCUCAGAUAUAUCAAUUUCCUCCUCAACAGAGAUACCCAUAACUUCAAUAACUGAUCAUUCUACUGAAACUGUACUUACAUCAGAUAUAUCAAUUCCCUCCUCAACAGAGAUACCCAUAACUUCAAUAACUGAUCAUUCUACUGAAACUGUACUUACAUCAGAUAUAUCAAUUCCCUCCUCAACAGAGAUACACACAACCUCAUUCACUGAUCGUUCUACUGAAACUAUUUCCACCCCUGUUACAUCUAUACAGUCCACACCAGAAAUAUCAACAACUUUAUUUACUGAGCACUCUACUGAAACUUUAGCCACCUCUGCUCUAUCCAUACCGUCUACAACAGAGACACCAACAACUUCAUUAACUCAACAUUUUACUAAAACUGAAUCCACCUCAGAUAUAUCCAUACAGUCCUCAACAGAGAUACCCACAACCUCAUUAACAGAUCAUUCUACUAAAACUGAGCCCACCUCAGAUAUAUCCAUACAGUCCUCAACGGGGAUACCCACAACCUCAUUAACAGAUCAUUCUACUGAAACUGUACUUACCUCAGAUAUAUCAAUUCCCUCCUCAACAGAGAUACCCACAACUUCAAUAACUGAUCAUUCUACCAAAACUGUACCCACCUCAGAUAUAUCCAUACAGUCCUCAACAGAGAUACCCACAACCUCAUUAACAUAUCAUUCUACUAAAACUGAACCCACCUCAGAUAUAUCCAUACAGUCCUCAACGGGGAUACCCACAACCUCAUUAACAGAUCAUUCUACUGAAACUGUACUUACAUCAGAUAUAUCAAUUCCCUCCUCAACAGAGAUACCCAUAACUUCAAUAACUGAUCAUUCUACCAAAACUGUACCCACCUCAGAUAUAUCCAUACAGUCCUCAACAGAGAUAUCCACAACCUCAUUAACAGAUCAUUCUACUAAAACUGAACCCACCUUAGAUAUAUCCAUACAGUCCUCAACGGGGAUACCCACAACCUCAUUCACUGAUCGUUCUACUGAAACUAUUUCCACCCCUGUUACAUCUAUACAGUCCACACCAGAAAUAUCAACAACUUUAUUUACUGAGCACUCUACUGAAACUUUAGCCACCUCUGCUCUAUCCAUACAGUCUACAACAGAGACACCAACAACUUCAUUAACUCAACAUUUUACUAAAACUGAACCCACCUCAGAUAUAUCCAUACAGUCCUCAACAGAGAUACCCACAACCUCAUUAACAGAUCAUUCUACUAAAACUGAGCCCACCUCAGACAUAUCCAUACAGUCCUCAACGGGGAUACCCACAACCUCAUUAACAGAUCAUUCUACUGAAACUGUACUUACCUCAGAUAUAUCAAUUCCCUCCUCAACAGAGAUUCCCACAACUUCAAUAACUGAUCAUUCUACCAAAACUGUACCCACCUCAGAUAUAUCCAUACAGUCCUCAACAGAGAUACCCACAACCUCAUUAACAGAUCAUUCUACUAAAACUGAACCCACCUCAGAUAUAUCCAUACAGUCCUCAACGGGGAUACCCACAACCUCAUUAACAGAUCAUUCUACUGAAACUGUACUUACCUCAGAUAUAUCAAUUCCCUCCUCAACAGAGAUACCCACAACUUCAAUAACUGAUCAUUCUACCAAAACUGUACCCACCUCAGAUAUAUCCAUACAGUCCUCAACAGAGAUACACACAACCUCAUUCACUGAUCGUUCUACUGAAACUAUUUCCACCCCUGUUACAUCUAUACAGUCCACACCAGAAAUAUCAACAACUUUAUUUACUGAGCACUCUACUGAAACUUUAGCCACCUCUGCUUUAUCCAUACAGUCUACAACAGAGACACCAACAACUUCAUUAACUCAACAUUUUACUAAAACUGAACCCACCUCAGAUAUAUCCAUACAGUCCUCAACAGAGAUACCCACAACCUCAUUAACAGAUCAUUCUACUAAAACUGAGCCCACCUCAGAUAUAUCCAUACAGUCCUCAACGGGGAUACCCACAACCUCAUUAACAGAUCAUUCUACUGAAACUGUACUUACUUCAGAUAUAUCAAUUCCCUCCUCAACAGAGAUACCCACAACUUCAAUAACUGAUCAUUCUACCAAAACUGUACCCACCUCAGAUAUAUCCAUACAGUCCUCAACAGAGAUACCCACAACCUCAUUAACAGAUCAUUCUACUAAAACUGAACCCACCUCAGAUAUAUCCAUACAGUCCUCAACGGGGAUACCCACAACCUCAUUAACAGAUCAUUCUACUGAAACUGUACUUACCUCAGAUAUAUCAAUUCCCUCCUCAACAGAGAUACCCACAACUUCAAUAACUGAUCAUUCUACCAAAACUGUACCCACCUCAGAUAUAUCCAUACAGUCAUCAACAGAGAUACCCACAACCUCAUUAACAGAUCAUUCUACUAAAACUGAACCCACCUCAGAUAUAUCCAUACAGUCCUCAACGGGGAUACCCACAACCUCAUUAACAGAUCAUUCUACUGAAACUGUACUUACCUCAGAUAUAUCAAUUCCCUCCUCAACAGAGAUACCCACAACGUCAAUAACUGAUCAUUCUACCAAAACUGUACCCACCUCAGAUAUAUUCAUACAGUCCUCAACAGAGAUACACACAACCUCAUUCACUGAUCGUUCUACUGAAACUAUUUCCACCCCUGUUACAUCUAUACAGUCCACACCAGAAAUAUCAACAACUUUAUUUACUGAGCACUCUACUGAAACUUUAGCCACCUCUGCUCUAUCCAUACAGUCUACAACAGAGACACCAACAACUUCAUUAACUCAACAUUUUACUAAAACUGAACCCACCUCAGAUAUAUCCAUACAGUCCUCAACAGAGAUACCCACAACAUCAUUAACAGAUCAUUCUACUAAAACUGAACCCACCUCAGAUAUAUCCAUACAGUCCUCAACGGGGAUACCCACAACCUCAUUAACAGAUCAUUCUACUGAAACUGUACUUACCUCAGAUAUAUCAAUUCCCUCCUCAACAGAGAUACCCACAACUUCAAUAACUGAUCAUUCUACCAAAACUGUACCCACCUCAGAUAUAUCCAUACAGUCCUCAACAGAGAUACACACAACCUCAUUCACUGAUCGUUCUACUGAAACUAUUUCCACCCCUGUUACAUCUAUACAGUCUACAUCAGAAAUAUCAUCAACUUUAUUUACUGAGCACUCUACUGAAACUUUAGCCACCUCUGCUCUAUCCAUACAGUCUACAACAGAGACACCAACAACUUCAUUAACUGGUUAUUCUACUGAAACUAUACCCACUUCUGAUACAUCUAUAACGUUCCCAACAGAAAAACCCACUGUCUCAUUCACUGAAUAUUCUAGUGAAACUGUACCCACAGGUACACAGUCCUCAACACAACCCUCUACCAUAUUAUCCACAAAUCAAUCUACUGAAAUUAGACCCAUUUUUAAUACAACUAUACAUUCCUCUACACAGCCCUCCACCAUAUUGUCCACUAAUCAAUCUAUUGUAAUUACAUCCACUCCUGAUACAACUAUACAGUCCUCUACAUUGCCCUCCACCAUAUUGUCCACUAAUCAGUCUACUGAAAGUAGACCCACUUCUACUACAACUUUACAGUCCUCUACACAGCCCUCCACCAUACUAUCCAUUAAUCAGUCUACUGAAAGUAGACCCACUUCUAAUACAACUAUACAGUCCUCUACACUGCCCUCCACCAUAUUAUCCACUAAUAAUUCUACUGAAAGUAGACCCACUUCUAAUACAACUUCACAAUCCUCUACACAACCAUCCACCAUAUUAUCUACUAAUCAUUCUACUGAAAGUAGACCCGCUUCUAAUACAACUAUACAGUCCUCUACACAACCCUCCACCAUGUUAUUCACUAAUCAAUCUUCUGUAAUUAGACCCACUCCUGAUACAACUACACAGUCCUCUACACAAACUUUCACCAUAUUAUCCACUAAUCAUUCUACUGAAAGUAGACUCACCUCUAAUACAACUGCACAGCCCUCUACACAUCCCUCCACCAUAUUAUCCACUAGUCAGUCUACUAAGACUUCUACCCAGUCUACACCAACAACCUCUACUACCAAAAAGCCACCAAUUACACAGCCAGGAGUCAAUUGUGAAAAUGGUGGUUAUUAUGAUGGAAACAGAUGUGUAUGCAAAAAUGAAAAUUUCUACGGGAUCAGGUGUGAAUUCAUUGUGAGUGAAAUCAAGAAAGAAAUGGUCACUGUCACAGUAACAGUCAACAUUACCAUAGAACAAAAUUUUACUGAAGAUCUCAAGGAUGAAAACUCUGACAAAUACAAAAAGUAUAAAGAGAAUUUCCUGAGUGAGAUGGAAAGGAUCUACAGAGCCCUAGGUAGAUUAGUAAAAAUCCGGUUAAUAUCUUUCAGCUCUGGAAGUGUUGUUGUGAACCAUGAAGUCAGUACAGAAGUCCCUUUCGAAAAUUAUAUAGGAGAGCAGGCCAACUUUGCAAAAGAUGUGGAACACAUUGUACGUGGUUCAGAAUACAACAAUUGCACAUACAAUACAUCAAUGGAUAAUGAGAUCUUUUGCUUCAAGUCCCCAAUUGUCAACACAACAAAAAUCGAUAUAUCAGAUUUGUGCUCCUUUGUGAAUAUUGAUCCAGAAUUCAGGAAAUAUUAUUAUGGUAUAAAUGGGACCACUGAGCUCUAUUGUGUUAACAACUGCAGUGGCCUCACAUUGAAUACAUAUCGGUUAGACUGCCACCAUGGACAGUGCUCACUAACAAACAAAGGUCCUCUGUGCUACUGUCAGAUAUCAGACCAAUACUGGUACACCGGGGAUCAAUGCAACACAGCUAUCAGUAAACCCGGGGUCAUCGCUGGAGUCACAGUUGGACUGGUUGUUCUCCUUAUUGUAUUUUUAAUUCUGCUUUUCUUCGCGUAUAGACGUAAACAUCGCUCAGAAAAAAUGAAAGUGAUACAGCCAGAAUUGCGUUCAUAUAAGGACAUCUGGGAGCCACCUGGUUAUCAAGGAAACCCAAGAGACAAGACCAGAAAAGGUUACCACUCCUAGACCCCAACUAAUUGAUGGAUAGCCUCAGCAGUAAGUCGCCAACCUGAAAAUGCCGCCACCCAGGACAUGGAGCGCUAAACUCUGUCCUAUGAAGAAUGGAAACAACUGAUGACAAACUUGCUGAUGAAAAUGUGUUGACAUUCCCAGGAAAGUGAAUCAUUUAAACAAUGAUAAGUGACAUAAUUAAAUUUUUGCAGUAUAAAAUAAUAACAUUCUAAAAACGUUAUUUCUGAUAAUUUUGAUGAUGAGUUUUAUUGGUCAUUUGACAUUCUUGUGUAUACUUAAAAGAUAACAUUUCUGAGUAAAUAAAAAUGUGUA
Rana temporaria (common frog) is the source of this 7643-nucleotide messenger RNA. Its product is annotated as mucin-3A-like. The record is from RefSeq and is a predicted model, not a curated record. The transcript has 10 exons. NCBI's taxonomy places the organism in Eukaryota, Metazoa, Chordata, Amphibia, Anura, Ranidae. Bases 1158 to 7325 code for a protein of 2055 amino acids.